This is a messenger RNA of Theileria equi strain WA, 489 nucleotides long. RefSeq names its product signal peptide containing protein. The record is from RefSeq and is a predicted model, not a curated record. Lineage: Eukaryota; Apicomplexa; Aconoidasida; Piroplasmida; Theileriidae. The transcript has 7 exons. Bases 1 to 489 code for a protein of 162 amino acids.
AUGAUAUUUUCAGUAUUAAUCUGCUUUUGUUGUACUUUUGGACAGGGAAUAGAUAGAGGCACUGAUUCGGACUGUAUACAGGACUUUACGUUUAAAUGCCCUGAAGGAUGGAAUCUCUCGUUAGAUGAUAAUGAUGUGUGUAUUGCUCCUAUUUCCUAUCGUGGACCAUGCUCUUCCAAGAUAAUUGCUACAAAUAAUACCAAGGAUAAACAGACGUUGCAAUCUAUCUGUAACUUAAAAUGGCCAUCUCAAGAGGUUUGCGAGAGAAAUCUUGACGUAUGUCCAAAGUUCUGGUAUUCUAGUGAAAAGUAUUGCCUUCCAACACCUUCUUACAAUGGUCCAUGUCACAAACCCAUUAACAUUAACGAUAUCGAAUCAUCUGAAAAGACUCUAUGGAGUAAUAGGUGUAAUAUAAUAUGGCCAUGCAAGAACAGUUGCAAUAAGAACUACAAGAGCAAAUGCCCAAAGGACUGGAACCCUCUAAGUUAA